This is a messenger RNA of Oryctolagus cuniculus (rabbit), 2790 nucleotides long. Lineage: Eukaryota; Metazoa; Chordata; Mammalia; Lagomorpha; Leporidae. The record is from RefSeq and is a predicted model, not a curated record.
UGCAUUAAGGUAUUUCAGCUAACCUGCUUUUCUAAAUGCUUUGCUUUUCCAUUGUUAAAUAAGUUUAUUCAGGGAUGCCUGAAAUAUCAAGACUUGGUGAAUAGAAAACUGAUAGUGAAUAUACUAAGUAUUAGGACAGAGCUCCUGGAUGCUGGUUUACUCCUCGAAUGCCCACAUUGAUGAGGCUGAGCCAAGCUGAAAGUGGGAGCCAGGAACUCAGCCCAGGUCUCCCACAUGGGUGUCAGGAACCCAGUUACUUGAGCCUUCACUGCUACCUUCCUAGUAUGUUAGCGGGAAGCAGGAUGCCCAGAGGAGCAUCCAACUCAGUCACUGAUAGGGAUAUGAGUGUCCUAACUGGCAUUUUAACUGCCAGGCCAAGUGCUUAACCCUCCCUCCCCCCAUAAAUAUUUGUUGAGCAUUUGUUAUGUGCCAGGCACUAUUGUAGCCCUCCCACCAUGGAACUUGAGGAAAGAGAAGAUAUCUGAGUAAGAAAAUGCAGUUUUACAUAGCGAUAAGUGUGAAGAAAAUAUAGCAACCUCGGGGGUUGGAGUAACUGGGAAGGGGGUGUCUAAUUUUGAUAGGGUAAUCAGGGACGACCUCUCUGAGGAGUUGAUGUUUUGCCUGGUGAGCUAAAUGGUAAGAAUGAUGUAAAAGAAUUACUUUAGCUUAAACUGCAGAUGAGAAACCUUGAACUAGGUGUGAACUCGACCUACUCAAGGAAUCCUAAGAAGGCCAUUCUGGCUGGAGCACAGUGAAAGAAGAGUGCUGGGAGGAAACUACUAAAGUUUCUGUGGAAGCAAAGUAGAAUUUCAUAAGAACAUAAUGGAUGGAGAGGAGAAAACGUAUGGUGGCUGUGAAGGCCCUGAUGCCAUGUAUGUCAAGUUGAUAUCUUCUGAUGGUCAUGAAUUUAUUGUAAAAAGAGAACAUGCACUAACAUCAGGAACAAUUAAAGCCAUGUUGAGUGGCCCAGGUCAGUUUGCUGAAAACGAAACCAAUGAGGUCAAUUUUAGAGAGAUCCCUUCACAUGUGCUAUCAAAAGUGUGCAUGUAUUUUACCUACAAGGUUCGCUACACUAACAGCUCCACCGAGAUUCCCGAAUUCCCAAUUGCACCUGAAAUCGCACUGGAACUGCUGAUGGCUGCGAACUUCCUAGAUUGUUAAAUAAAAUAAAUUAUAAUAAACUGUUAACUUUUUCAGUAUUUAAUACCUGUAGUUCAGCUAGUAAUUUUUUCAUAUAUAGCAUGUUGCCUGUAUGCAAUUGAACUAUGAAGUUCAUUGCAAAGCAGAUUAUCUUCUGUUCUUUUGCAUAGCAAUCAGAAUUGAAAUUUGUUUGCUACAUCAACAAAUUAAGGACAUUUUCACAAAAAGAAAUAAACAGAUAUGCCAAUUCAUAGAUGGUUUUACCUUAUCCUUUGGAUGUGACUUUUAAAAUUAGAGCAGUGAUCAUAUAGUUAAUGCUGAACUUUAGGCAUAAAUGAACAUACAGGUAAAAUAAUGGGGCUAAGUAUUUUUAUGUUUUUAGUGUUUUUUUAAAAACCUGUUCUGAUCUUACAGCCUCCAGUAGCAUUACUAGGGUUAUGCAAAUAACGCAUUAUAAAAAUGUAACAUAAACUUAGCCGAAACAUUGAUUUUUAUAACUCAUAUAAGAGUUGAAAUUUCUUAUGUGUCUUUUGAUAAACUGCAGUAUUGUUUAAGUGUACUUUGUCUCUUUGUUUAUUGCUACAAUUUGAGAACUUUAUUUAAAAGCAAUUUGGGGAGGUUACUAGGAAUAGUAACUAUGCAACUGUAGCCAGAUGGUUAACAAGUAAACUACAUGACUUAAGAGUUCUUGUGCGUUGCGCAUUUUGGGAAAUCUAAAGUACUGUACUUUCAUUGAUUAUAAAUCUUCCUUUGCAGUUAUUUUUAUUCUUCUUUUGUAAUCCCUUGUGAUUACGCUUUUGAUUGUUUAAAUGUGUUUUAAAAGACUCAUUAUGAACUUUAUCCAAAUCUUAAAGUUAAGACUCUUCUGAACUACUCCAGUCUUCCUCCAUCCAAUCGAAUGUUAUAAAAUAUGAAAGACACAUGGAAAGAUGUAGUAUACAUCAUAUAAUAUCCUUAGGUAUAGUACAUGAUUUAUCAUCUUAUUAAUUUAUAAAUUAUGUCCCAAUAAAUAUAAUAUCCAUAAUCAGUGAGUUUCCUACUGAAAGCAAACUCAUAGGGAGAUCAUUCAGCUUUUAUAUUAAGCAGAUAAAAAACAUGUGAAAAACCAUGACAUAGUAUCUUUGCUUAGGCAUCGAUACAGAAGCACUGAAGUUGGGUUUAAUAUUGUCUGUAUUUUAGUAGUAGAACAAAGCUGCCUUUAUAGGAUCUAUAAAUGUAAGUCUUGAGCUUAUUUCUUCCAGACUAGCUUAAUAUGGACUGUUUUUUCUGGAAACUGCAAAAACAAUAAACAAAAGUAAUUUUUCCUCUUAGAAAACAUAAACACACUAUCUGGCUUAUUGAAAGCAGUUAAAUAUCAAUUGCAUAUUGUAGAGCAUACUGGUACAUGUUUUAGCAUAGAAGAUUAUGUAUCAAGUUAAUUAUAUUCUGCUAUUUGAUGGCAAAUAAUGCCAAUUAUAAACCAUAAUGAUUUCAAAAAUGAAGGUGAUAGCUGGAAAUAAACCUCAGCUUUGGUUACUUAUGUGUGUGAUCCAGAAGUAACCAUAAGUUUAAGACAAUAAAAUCUGAAACAGACUAGGUAAACCUGUAUAUCUUGCGGCAAAUGGUACUUGCAUGUUAAUAAAGACUAUUGACUGAAAGGAAUGGAUGGAA